Molecule: messenger RNA, 837 nt
Organism: Pelagomonas calceolata
Lineage: Eukaryota; Pelagophyceae; Pelagomonadales; Pelagomonadaceae
Source: the annotation of a GenBank genome assembly
AUGAGGGCUCCGGAAGAAGCCGAUGUCACCUCAGAUCAUGAUUACGAAAGAAAGUGGCUGCAGAUCUCCCAUGAACUAGACAAGCUGCAAAUUAGCUAUCGGCGACUUCAAAGUGUGAACGAGUCUCUGAAGAGACAGAUAGAGGCUUUGAACAAGCAACAGAUCACUUACGUAGCCGAACGGAAAGAGGCUGAACGCAAUGCCCACCAAGCAGAACUCAGGGUUGAACUAUUGGGGCAAAAUGCACUUAUAGACCAGAGGGUUCGCGAGGGUCAGAUCAAACGUCUGCGCAUAGUAGAACAUCAGAUGAACGAGGUCCUUGCUAAUUCACGGAAUGAGCGUAACCAGCGAGUUAAGGCGGAGGAAAAGACAGCGAACCUGACCAAGGCACUAAAUCGUGAACGUGCGCAGCGCCUUCACGACUUGCAUCUGAAUUUCCGUGUUGUGGGCGAUUCACUCUCUGCUAUGAAACGAGAGCGGCUUAUGGAGGAGCGCUGUCUCUCUUCCGAGAGAGACGCCGAACUAGUCACACGCAAUUGUAACCUCCUCGAGACCGCCGUAACGACACACCAUUCCGUUGAUAGUAGAAGUAUCUGCACACAAGCACAACAGGAGCAUGCCAUAGAAUGGGGGCGUGCAAAGCGACUCUUACUCAAGUCCCUUGUUCAAGAGAUGCGCAAAGAUGCGCAAAAUACAUGCUUUGAAAAAGAAUACCCUCAGAAGGAGCUUCAUCGACUCCCUUCGAAUCUCAUUACAUCAACUGUGAUUCCUGGGCGUGCUGUGAAAACUAACAAACGCAGUCCUUCCCUUCGAAAUUUGUUGCCUCCACUCCCUUAG